AUGAGCCGGGGCCGGGGGGAACCUGUGGCUGUGAAUGUGGAGCCCGCUGGCCUUAUUAUCUGUAAUACGGCCGCCGCCCUGCCUCUGCUUUCUCCUCCACUCAUGAAUAGAGAAAUGAAUGUGAUGGACGUCAGAGGGCAGGCUCACAGGCUGAGGCCCUCUUUGUGUGGAGCGCUGAUUUCGCCCAGCACGCGCCUCGCUGUGGGCCAGAUUGGCCGCGAGUCCCGUUUCACAGUUAAAAGUGCCUUCCUGCUGCUGGUCGCCAAGAUGCCCAAAGGAUUCCUGGUAAAAAGAAACAAGAAAUCCGCACAUGUUUCCUACAGGACUCGGCCGGACGAAGAUUACCUCCAGGAGCAGCCCCCCGCCCCGUGCACCCGGCCGAGCCGAGCUGACCCCUCCCCGCCGAUGUCCGUGGCGUCCAGUCCGGACCGCGCCUCGGCGUCCAGCCCGGACUUCAGCGCGGCGGACGCCCCGGUGCAGAGGCUGCAGAAGCCGGCGCAGUUCGGCAACCCGGAGGCGGCGUGCCAGGCCAUCUACAGCCCCACCCGGCCGGUCAGCCGCGAGCACGGCCGCGGCUAUUUCGAGCGAAGUUUCAAUCUGGGAUCGCCCAUUUCUGCCGAGUCAUUCCCGACCCCCGCCACGCUGUCCGGCCUGGACCACCUCCUGUACGCCCCGGUGGACCUGAAGAUUGGAACCAGCAACAGCAGCCGCAGCGGCACCACAGCCACCGCCACAACCAGCACCGGUACCGGGACCGGCACCGGAAACCUCCCGGGACCCAGCCACCGGGUCGCCAUCAAAAGACCCGCGACCGACGGAGCCGAACGCAAGUCCAAACCCGCCUCGAAGAAACCCAAAGCCAUUAGGAAACUCAACUUCGAAGACGAGGUGACGACUUCCCCGGUGCUCGGGCUCAAAAUCAAAGAGGGCCCGGUGGACGCCAAGCCCCGGGCGCAGUCCUCCGGGGGGAACAAGCCUCUGGGGGAGUUCGUGUGCCAGCUGUGCAAGGAGGCGUACGCGGACCCCUUCUCCCUGGCGCAGCACAAGUGCUCCCGCAUCGUGAGGGUCGAGUACCGGUGUCCCGAGUGCGACAAGAUGUUCAGCUGCCCGGCCAACCUGGCCUCCCACCGCCGCUGGCACAAGCCCCGGACAACCGGGGCCGCCCCGGCCCCGGCCCCGGCCGCGCCCCCCGCGCCGGGCACCAAAGCCGACGCGGCCAAAAUGCCCCCCCUCGGCGUCAAGUCCGUCUCCGACGAAGCCAAAGACCUGAGCGACAGGGACACCCCGAGCCCAGGGCUGUCCGAGUCCGGCUCCGAGGACGGCUGCUACGACUGCCAGUACUGCGGGAAGAGGUUCAAGCGGCAGGCCUACCUAAGAAAACACAUCACGGGACACCAGGCCCUGCAGAAGAAAGUCCUGGAGGAGCACGGGUUCCAGACCGGCGACCGCCCCGCGGAGCCGGCCCCGGCUUCAGCAUCAGCCUCCGCAGCAUCUGCAUCUGCCUCCGCCUCCUCAGCAUCAUCAUCAUCUUCAUCCUCCUCCUCCUCCUCCUCCUCGUCCUCAGAGGAAGCUGCAAACCAAAGCCCCCUGAACCUGAGCCCGGCGGACUGCCUGCUGUGCCCGGUGUGCGGGGAGAGUUUCACCAGCAGGGCCGGCCAGGAGAGACACCUGCGCCUCAUGCACUCCUCCCAGAUCUACCCGUGCAAAUACUGCCCCGCCACCCUCUACAGCUCCCCCGGGCUCACCAGGCACAUAAACAAGUGCCACCCCUCGGAGAACAGGCAGGUGAUCCUGCUGCAGAUGCCGGUGCGCCCUGCCUGCUGA
Menidia menidia (Atlantic silverside) is the source of this 1824-nucleotide messenger RNA. The record is from the annotation of a GenBank genome assembly. Lineage: Eukaryota; Metazoa; Chordata; Actinopteri; Atheriniformes; Atherinopsidae.